AUGGAAAAUUCACAAUCUACCGGUAACGCGACAGACACUCCUAAUGAACAGUCUCAGCCCCAGCUGCCGACUUAUUUUCAACCUCAAUCUCAAAAAUCUUCUCAACAACAGCAUAAUCCAAAACCAAAACAAAAUGAUAAUAUAGAUAGAUUGUACACACCACAGUUAAAGUUUACUAAUUUUGCCGCGCAGGCACCGAUAGUAACAAAGUACGUAACUUCAAAAUUUUUAAGACAUGACGUUUCAUACUUUCAAAGAGAAGAAAUUAAAAAAGAAGUGGUGAAAGAAAAGGAGAAUGAAGACGAGAUGGAUGAGGAUGAAGAGGAUGCUACUACAGAGGAGGAAGAGCCAGAACAGGAAGGAUCAAAAGUCUUGGUAAUACAUCCUGGAUCAAAAUAUUUAAGGAUUGGACAAGAAGACAGACAAGAAGACAAGCAAACAGAUAAACAAAAAGACAAACAAGAAGAUAGGCUAGAAGAUAGGCAAGAGAACAAGCAAGAAGACAAACAAAGAAACAGGCAAGAGGACAUGCAAGAAGAAAUGA
Racocetra persica is the source of this 544-nucleotide messenger RNA. Lineage: Eukaryota; Fungi; Glomeromycota; Glomeromycetes; Diversisporales; Gigasporaceae. The record is from the annotation of a GenBank genome assembly.